AUGCAGCUGCUACUAAAUUUACUACUACUUACUACACUAUUCCAGUUACGUGCUUGUUUGCAUGCUUCCAGCGAAGCUCCGGAGGUUACGUUACCUAAACUGGGAUCCCUUCGAGGUUCAACCACGGUAAGCGCUUUUAGCAGAAGAACAAUUCUGCAGUUUCUGAGCAUCCGGUAUGGUGAAACAACGGCCGGGGAGUUUCGUUUCAAGGCGCCUCGAAAGGCACUUCCUUGGUCGGGAUUUCGGAAUGUAUCGCAGUUUGGAACACCAUGUCCGCAGCAGAUGAUGUUAUUGCUCUUUCCGAAAAAGCAGUUCGUUUCAGAUGUGGAGGAUUGUUUAACUCUUUCAGUGUACACUGGUGAUCUAUCAGCUAAAACUCCAGUCAUGGUAUUCUUGCAAGGCCGAACCACUGGAGGAUCCAGCUCAAAACAAACCCCCGAGUUCUUGUUGGAGAAGAACAUCGUCCUCGUGGUGGUUCAGUAUCGGUUCGGUCCAUUUGGAUUCUUGUCUUUGAAAACUGAAACGAUGCCCGGGAAUGUUGGUCUUCUAGAUAUCAAACUGGCUCUCGAAUGGAUUCGAGAUAACAUAGCUGAGUUUGGUGGUGAUUGCGAAAAUGUGACCCUAUUCGGUCAAUCUGCUGGAGCGGCUGCCAUUUCGGCUCUGAUGUACAGUCCGCAAAUCCCGGACAAUUUAUUUCACAAGGUCAUUCUACAGUCUGGUGCAUCUAGUUCUCCCUGGGUGUGGGAUAAGGAUCCAGUUGGAAAUGCGUUGAAAAUUGCCGUCUCUGCGGGUUGCAGUGAUCGUUCAGAGCAGAGUGAGGAGGUUAGUGAGAACCUCCGAAAGAUUGAACAUUGUCUCCGUGAGAUGGACGUUUGGCAUCUGAUGAGAAGUUUUAUCGAUCAUAAGAUGCAAACCACUAGAGCCAAAGGUCUAUCGGAAGUCGGCGGAAAUCGAUUCAUAGUGGGGGAUUUUCAUGGAUUCCUACCGCGAACUCCGUGGGAUCAGAUUCGGGGAGGAAACAUUCGACGAAAUCUUCCAAUGAUGGCGGGAGUCGUGAAACACGAGGGAACGUUUCUGCUGACAACAAUAUAUGAUAGUUUGAAGAGCCCUGGUUUGCUGGAUAGUUCAAACUUUAUAAAAAUUGGAUUGCUGGACAGAGUCAACCGAAUUUUGGGAAUAGACGAUCCAACGGGUACUUUGCUCGGAUACCAAAUUAGAUCGUUGUUCAGCUCGGCCCAGGUGGAUAAUGGAACUUUUGAAGUACUGGUGGAUGGACUGAUUGAUCUCAUCGGCACAGCACUCAUAAAGGCCCCAGUUUUUCGGGAAGUUCAGGUCAAUGGACUAGUAAAUCCCAAUCGAACAUUUCUGUAUUCAUUUGACUAUCGAGGGAAGCAGACUCGCUUCGGAUAUGGUGCGGAUACAUCCCAUUAUCCGUUCACCGGUGGAGUUCAUCAUUCCGAUGAUCUGUUGUAUUUGUUUCCUUUUCCUCCUGGCGAGCCCAGUUUGAUUGGAAAAGAUCGCGAAAUGGCUCAACUCAUGGUCGACCUGUGGACAUCUUUCGCUGCUGUCGGAAUUCCAACGAGUAUUCGCAGUACCGUAGAUUGGAAACCAAUGAGUGAUUACGCCGGUCCGUAUCUGCACAUCGACGAACAGUCCCGACUUGGCACAAACUUCUACGAAGAAUUUUCAAUUGCCAGUGACGAGAGCCGCAAACCGCCCGAAGCAUGA
Molecule: messenger RNA, 1728 nt
Organism: Topomyia yanbarensis
Lineage: Eukaryota; Metazoa; Arthropoda; Insecta; Diptera; Culicidae
Product: glutactin-like
Exons: 6
Coding region: 1-1728 (575 amino acids)
Source: RefSeq, a predicted model, not a curated record